Chara braunii is the source of this 773-nucleotide messenger RNA. NCBI's taxonomy places the organism in Eukaryota, Viridiplantae, Streptophyta, Charophyceae, Charales, Characeae. The record is from the annotation of a GenBank genome assembly.
GGAGUCACAAAAUUGGUUGAGGUAGUCGUCGACUGUUUUCAAUGGACGGAAGGUGGAGGUGAUCAUGGUGGCCCACUCAAGAAACGAGUGAGGUGGAAGAUUGGCAUGAUGGCGGUUGGACAUUUUUGCGUACUAGUGAACGAUGCCUUCUGGGAGUUCGGUGCCAGCGAUGGGGAGCUAGUGGAUGACGGGAACGUUGUGGAGGGAGAAGGCUUGUUGGAGUUUGGUGGGGAGGGUGAAGCUGAUAGUCGACGAAGUCAAGAGAGGUUUCAAUUGGGGGGGAAUUGUCGACGAUUGUGUAAUGGUGAGGUUGUCGUUUUGGGCGAGAGGGGAGGUGGGAUGACCAUGGUGGAGGUGGUGGUGGAUGAAGGCGGGGGCAUGGAUGACAUGUUGGCAGAAAGAACGGAGGAUGUGGAGGAGGAAGUAAGUGGUGUAGACGUGGAGGCGGGGGAUGGGGGAAGGGUGAUGGAGUCCGAGGUGGAGGAGGGGGCUGUGGUGGUGACGACCUGGAUGGUGGAGGAGGCAUGUUGUUGUUCCAUGGUGGUUAUCCGGUCGGAAAAGCCGGACAACAGAAAAAAUGCAAGGCGAAUAUUCUAAAUUUUAUGUGUUUACAGAAUGCGGACAUGUCCUUGAUAUUUGUUGAAAUAUGUGAAAGUCAUAUUUCCUUCUGUUGAAAUUAACAUUUUACGUAUUCCGUAAACAGUUGCUCGCCCUUGAACACGCGCAGUGUAUACCAUCGCUCAGUGUUCGUCCAACAAAUCUCAACUUAUCUC